CCGGGCGGCCCAUUUCCUCCUCGGAGCCGGACCCGAAGGGAGACAAAGCGGCGGGCUGUGCGCUUCUCGCCUCCCGACUCCUGUGCUCGCCCAGUUCACCGCAGAAAUGACUGCUGUCCACACUGGCAACAUAAACUUCAGAUGGGACCCCAAAAGUCUAGAGAUCAGGACUCUGGCAGUUGAAAGACUGUUGGAACCUCUUGUUACACAGGUUACAACCCUGGUCAACACCAAUAGCAAGGGGCCCUCUAAUAAGAAGAGAGGUCGUUCCAAGAAGGCCCAUGUUUUGGCUGCAUCUGUUGAACAAGCAACUGAGAAUUUCUUGGAGAAGGGGGAUAAAAUUGCAAAGGAGAGUCAAUUUCUGAAAGAGGAGCUUAUGGCUGCUGUAGAAGAUGUUCGAAAACAAGGAGAUUUGAUGAAGAGUGCUGCAGGAGAAUUUGCAGAUGAUCUUUGUUCAUCUGUGAAGUGAGGCAACAUGGUUCUGGCAGCUCGUGUUUUACUCUCUGCUGUUACUCGGCUGCUGAUUUUGGCUGACAUGGCAGAUGUCUACAAAUUACUUGUUCAGCUGAAAAUUGUGGAAGAUGGAAUCUUGAAACUAAGGAAUGCUGGCAAUGAACAAGACUUGGGAAUACAGUAUAAAGCCCUGAAACCUGAAGUGGAUAAACUGAACAUUAUGGCAGCUAAGAGACAACAGGAAUUGAAGGAUGUGGGUCAUCGUGAUCAGAUGGCUGCAGCCAGAGGAAUCCUGCAGAAAAAUGUACCGAUCCUCUAUACUGCAUCUCAGGCAUGCUUACAGCACCCUGAUGUUGCAGCCUAUAAGGCCAACCGGGACCUGAUAUACAAGCAGCUGCAGCAGGCAGUCACGGGUAUUUCCAAUGCUGCCCAAGCUACUGCGUCAGAUGAUGCUUCCCAGCACCAGGGUGGAGGAGGAGGAGAACUGGCAUAUGCUCUCAAUAAUUUUGAUAAACAAAUCAUUGUGGACCCUUUGAGCUUCAGUGAGGAGCGCUUUAGACCUUCCCUGGAGGAGCGCCUGGAAAGUAUCAUUAGUGGUGCUGCACUCAUGGCUGACUCGUCCUGCACACGUGAUGACCGACGUGAGCGAAUUGUGGCAGAGUGUAAUGCUGUCCGCCAAGCUCUGCAGGACCUACUCUCAGAGUAUAUGGGCAAUGCUGGACGUAAAGAAAGAAGUGAUGCACUGAAUUCUGCAAUAGAUAAAAUGACAAAGAAGACCAGGGAUUUACGUAGACAGCUCCGCAAAGCUGUCAUGGACCACGUUUCAGAUUCUUUCCUGGAAACCAAUGUUCCACUUUUAGUAUUGAUUGAAGCUGCAAAAAAUGGAAAUGAGAAAGAAGUUAAAGAAUAUGCCCAAGUUUUUCGUGAACAUGCCAACAAACUGAUUGAGGUUGCCAACUUGGCCUGUUCCAUCUCAAACAAUGAAGAAGGUGUAAAGCUUGUUCGAAUGUCUGCAAGCCAGUUAGAAGCCCUCUGUCCUCAGGUUAUCAAUGCUGCAUUGGCUUUAGCAGCCAAACCUCAGAGUAAAUUGGCUCAAGAGAAUAUGGAUCUUUUUAAAGAACAGUGGGAAAAACAAGUCCGUGUUCUCACGGAUGCUGUUGAUGAUAUUACUUCCAUUGAUGACUUCUUGGCUGUCUCAGAGAAUCACAUUCUGGAAGAUGUGAACAAAUGUGUUAUUGCUCUCCAAGAGAAAGAUGUGGAUGGGCUAGAUCGCACAGCUGGUGUAGUUCGAGGCUGGGCAGCCUGAGUCAUUCACGUAGUGACCUCAGAGAUGGAUUACUAUGAGCCAGGGGUCUACACAGAGAAAGUUCUGGAGGCUACCAAGCUGCUUUCCAACACAGUCAUGCCCCGUUUCACUGAACAAGUGGAAGCAGCUGUGGAAGCCCUCAGCUCAGAUCCUGCACAGCCCAUGGAUGAGAAUGAGUUUAUUGAUGCCUCCCGCCUUGUGUAUGAUGGCAUCCGGGACAUCAGAAAAGCAGUGUUGAUGAUAAGGACCCCUGAGGAACUGGAUGACUCGGACUUUGAGACAGAAGACUUUGAUGUCAGAAGUAGGACAAGCGUUCAGACGGAAGAUGAUCAGCUCAUAGCUGGCCAAAGUGCCCGGGCAAUCAUGGCUCAGCUUCCCCAGGAGCAAAAAGCAAAGAUUGCAGAACAGGUGGCCAGCUUCCAGGAAGAAAAGAGCAAGCUGGAUGCCGAAGUGUCCAAAUGGGAUGACAGUGGCAAUGACAUCAUUGUGCUGGCCAAGCAGAUGUGCAUGAUUAUGAUGGAAAUGACGGACUUCACCCGGGGUAAAGGGCCACUCAAAAACACAUCAGAUGUGAUCAGUGCUGCCAAGAAAAUUGCGGAGGCAGGAUCAAGGAUGGAUAAGCUUGGCCGAACCAUUGCAGACCAUUGCCCGGACUCGGCCUGCAAGCAGGACCUACUGGCAUAUCUGCAGCGCAUAGCCCUCUACUGCCACCAGCUCAAUAUCUGCAGCAAGGUCAAGGUGUUCACCAUUCUGCACCCUUCAUCACAGGCCUGGGCCUGCACCUCCUCCUCUGCAUUCUCGGGACUUGGUACUGUUGACAGCCAGGGCUUGGGUGUGGGUUGA
Messenger RNA from Octodon degus (degu), 2602 nucleotides. RefSeq names its product catenin alpha 1 (gene Ctnna1). The record is from RefSeq and is a predicted model, not a curated record. Gene Ontology annotation, molecular function: actin filament binding; structural molecule activity; cadherin binding. NCBI's taxonomy places the organism in Eukaryota, Metazoa, Chordata, Mammalia, Rodentia, Octodontidae. Gene Ontology annotation, cellular component: adherens junction; catenin complex; actin cytoskeleton. Gene Ontology annotation, biological process: cell migration; cell-cell adhesion. The transcript has 19 exons.